GUUGGCAUUGACUACAAAAUGCAACCGCUGCGCUCAAAAGCGAAGUACAAUAACGAGUUGGACAAUCUGCUUCUAGUUUCGAUCACAAGAUUAUCCUAAUUUGGGGCUUGUGUUAUUUCUGUUUGUUGUCGAUUGCUUUAGUUAUAAAAUAUUCUCCCAUACGUUGCUCUUCACACUUUCCAAGAACACAGCGUAAACCUGAACGUCACAAUUAUGGACACUGAUUUUAGUAGUGGAAGUGGAGAACUACAAGGACCAGAAACUUCAUAUUUGAUUGGAUGUGUUGGAUCAGUGUUACGGCAGUAUAUAGCUGAAGUCUUAAUUAAACGGCCUGUGGAUCCAAUCGAUUAUUUGGGUCGAUGUUUAAAAAAUUAUAUAAGAAUAAGAGAUAUUGAAAUAAAAGAAUCUAUGGAAAACAAUGAAAUAAUCAAUUUGAGUCAAUUAGAAGAAAACAAAACUUCAUUAGAAACUAAAAAUGAGGAAGAAACUUCAGAUCUCACUACAGAACCGAAGAAUAAUGGACAUCACUCAGAUGACAAAAUGAUUAAUAACGAUAUAGAUAUGAAUAACAUUAAUGAAAUUGAAGCUAAUAAUAAUAAUGAUGAUAUAGAGGUUCAGGAUAGAAAUCAAUUGCAAAGUGAUUCAGAGAAUUAUGUCAAAGAAUCAAUAAACCAAGGAGACGUAGAUGAUGAUGAUGACGGUGAACAAAGUACAUUAAAAUUUGAUAAUGAAACUGAUGAUGAAAUCACUUUUGAAUCACAAAUUAAACAAGAUAUUAAUGAAACACCAUUAGAAGAUAUUACUGAUCGUGAUCAUGAUGAUGAUGAUGAUGAUGAUGAUCAAAUAGAAGAAGUAACUGAUUCUGAAUUACAAUAAACUGUUACAUUAUGUGUUACUAUUUCAUUAAUCAUUUAUUUCAUGUAUGAAUGGGUCUGAGUAAGUGAAUGGAUGAGUGAUUGAUUGAUCAAUGGAUUGAGUGCUUAUUGUAGAAACAAGUUCGAGUGUAGUAAGCACAUCAUCAUCUUUGAUCAAGUUAAUAUAUUCCAAUAUUUCCCUAGAACGUUUUCAUUUAUUUACAGUAUAGAAAAUCUGUAUUUAAACUUAACUUGUACUAUUAGGUAACUAAUUUUAAUAAUAUAAAGAUGAUAUUCUAUGAUUAAGAUUUGUGAUUUAUCAAUAAUAGACAAAUAUUGUGACUAUAAGCAAAGAUAGAUAGUGGCAGCCUCCAAAUACCCUGGUACGGCCGAGAGUGAUGAGAGUCCGCUCUCCCUCUCGAAAUGCUUUCAUAUGGCCAAGCGUAUAUAGCAUCUGCCAGGGAAGUCCUACUCAUUGCCUUCUCGUGGCGGUGGUGUUGUUUACGAAAUGGAGAGGACGAAAAGCGAAUGUCCGGCGCUUUAACCGGGUUGGUGUACAUGGAGAGUCCAUUUAGGGGAGUUGAAAACCCUGGUUCCAAACCAUUAGUGCACAUAGGCUCCAGAAUCCUGAAGGAACAAAUGGCGUAUGAACCAAUCGUUGGUCACCGGCUACUAUGGGACUGCAUCUCCUUACGAUGCUCCACUGCCUUGUGGAUUGUACCUUUAGGUCGAAGGCUCCAGGUGUGGCCUCCUAAGAAAACCACUUUUUUCAGUUUGGGCACCCGGUUAGUAUCACAGCCCUCACACAUAUCGAGUGAGAUUUGUGUGGCGCAUAUGUAUUUGGUGCCCCCUCGUACCAAUAUCUAUGUGUUAAAAUAAAAUAAAAUAGUG
Schistosoma haematobium is the source of this 1745-nucleotide messenger RNA. RefSeq lists its product as uncharacterized. Lineage: Eukaryota; Metazoa; Platyhelminthes; Trematoda; Strigeidida; Schistosomatidae. The transcript is spliced from 5 exons. The record is from RefSeq and is a predicted model, not a curated record. The coding region runs from base 214 to 876 and encodes 220 amino acids.